Eimeria maxima is the source of this 2448-nucleotide messenger RNA. RefSeq lists its product as hypothetical. Gene Ontology annotation, molecular function: ATP hydrolysis activity; polyubiquitin modification-dependent protein binding; ATP binding. The transcript has 18 exons. Gene Ontology annotation, cellular component: nucleus; cytosol; VCP-NPL4-UFD1 AAA ATPase complex. The record is from RefSeq and is a predicted model, not a curated record. Gene Ontology annotation, biological process: mitotic spindle disassembly; retrograde protein transport, ER to cytosol; autophagosome maturation. The coding region runs from base 1 to 2448 and encodes 815 amino acids. NCBI's taxonomy places the organism in Eukaryota, Apicomplexa, Conoidasida, Eucoccidiorida, Eimeriidae.
AUGACUGAGGAAACACCCAGCAGCGGAGGCCCUGCAGCUGGAGGUGCAGGCGGCGCCGCUCCUGCUGCAGCAGGCAACAAAAAAGCAGAUGCCAAUGCAGCAGCAAAUCAGCCUCCGAAGAAGAAGAGGUCCCCCAACCGGCUUGUAGUAGAGGAGGCUAUCAAUGAUGACAACUCUGUGGUCGCCUUGAACCCCUCCCGUAUGGAAACCCUGCAAAUAUUUAGGGGCGACACGGUGCUGCUUAGAGGGAAGAUGCGGCAUGACACGGUGUGUGUCGUCCUGGCCGAUCAGGAUCUUGACGAAGGGAAGAUCAGGCUUAACAAGGUCGUGAGGAAGAAUCUCCGUGUUCGACUGGGAGAUAUUGUCCAUGUGAGCGCCUGCGCGGACUGUCCGUAUGGGAAGCGAAUCCACGUCUUGCCACUUGACGAUACAAUCGAAGGCAUAACCGGCAAUCUUUUUGAAAUUUACCUCAAGCCGUACUUCAUGGAGGCAUACAGGCCCGUGCGCAAGAAUGACUUGUUCCUUGUCCGCGGUGGCUUCAGACCGGUUGAGUUUAAGGUUGUGGGGGUGGAUCCCGGGGAGUUUUGCAUUGUAGCACCCGACACUGUCAUCCACUGCGAGGGCGAGCCUGUGAAGCGGGAAGAGGAGGAGCGGCUUGAUGAGAUAGGCUAUGAAGAUAUAGGAGGAUGUCGCAAGCAAAUGGCACAGAUUCGAGAGAUGAUUGAGCUGCCUCUACGACACCCAACUCUUUUCAAGACACUAGGCGUUAAGCCUCCGCGUGGUGUUCUGCUGUAUGGGCCUCCAGGUAGCGGGAAAACACUCAUUGCAAAGGCUGUGGCAAACGAAACCGGAGCCUUCUUUUUCCUUAUAAAUGGCCCCGAGGUCAUGAGCAAGAUGGCAGGGGAGGCGGAGGCGAACUUGCGUCGAGCAUUUGAAGAGGCUGAGAAGAACGCCCCUGCGAUUAUAUUCAUCGACGAAAUUGAUUCCAUUGCCCCCAAGAGAGAGAAGACGAACGGAGAGGUGGAGCGGCGGGUGGUCUCGCAGCUGUUGACGCUUAUGGACGGCUUAAAGGGCAGGGGCCAAGUUGUUGUGAUCGGUGCCACGAACCGUCAGAACUCCAUUGAUCCCGCUCUGAGGCGGUUCGGCCGGUUCGAUCGUGAGAUUGACAUUGGCGUGCCUGAUGACAACGGGCGACUCGAAAUCCUGCGUAUCCAUACCCGCAACAUGAAGCUGGGCCCUGACGUCCGCCUAGAGGAGCUCGCAUCGAGCACCCACGGUUUCGUGGGCGCCGACUUGGCGCAGCUUUGCACUGAAGCAGCUCUGUCGUGCAUUAGAGAGAAGAUGGAUUUGAUUGACCUGGAGGACGACACCAUCGAUGCGCAGGUGCUAAGCUCCAUGGCUGUCACCCAAGAGCACUUCUCAUCAGCGCUGCAGAGCUGCAACCCCUCUUCGCUGAGAGAAACGGUUGUGGAGGUUCCCAACGUUAAGUGGGAUGACAUUGGCGGUUUGGAGGAGGUUAAGAGGAAUCUGCAAGAGAUGAUCCUGUACCCAAUUGAUCACCCAGAGAAGUUCGAGAAGUUCGGCAUGAGCCCAAGUCGGGGUGUGCUCUUCUAUGGACCUCCAGGGUGCGGUAAAACUUUGUUGGCGAAGGCAGUGGCCUCGGAAUGCUCUGCGAACUUUAUAUCCAUUAAGGGUCCCGAACUGCUGACGAUGUGGUUUGGCGAAUCUGAGGCAAAUGCAAGAGCAGCGAGUCCCUGUGUUCUGUUUUUCGACGAGCUGGAUUCGAUCGGCACUCAGCGUGGCAACAACUUGGGGGAUGCCGGUGGUGCAGGCGACAGAGUUAUGAACCAGCUGCUAACGGAAAUAGAUGGCGUAGGCCCUAUGAAGAACCUCUUCUUUGUGGGUGCCACUAAUAGGCCUGAACUCCUUGAUGAGGCUCUUCUUAGGCCAGGACGUCUAGACCAGCUUAUCUACAUUCCUCUUCCUGACCUGCCUGCACGUGUUAGCAUUUUACAAGCGACCUUGAGGAAAGCGCCUGUGGCUCCAAACGUCCCCAUUCCUUUCCUUGCACAUAAAACAGCAGGAUUUUCAGGGGCGGACAUUGCGGAAAUGUGCCAACGGGCAGCAAAGGCCGCCAUUCGCGACGCGAUUGCCGCUGAGGAACUUGCCCGGGCUGCAGGCACUGAAGGAAUGGAUGAAGAUGAAUCAAAUGUGAAAUAUGAAAUCACGCGCAAACACUUUGAAGAAGGUCUAGCAGGAGCGCGGAGAAGUGUUUCGCAGACAGACCUGUCGAAAUACGACUCCUUCAGAAUGAAGUUCGACCCCAUCUACAAAAGCCAAGCAGCAGGUGGAGAUGGAACGAUUAUUGUUGAUUGGCCCAACACCGACGGCGCAGCGACAGACCUGGGUCGAGUGGAGGAAGGCGAGGAUGAUGAUUUGUACUCGUAA